Messenger RNA from Dicrocoelium dendriticum, 465 nucleotides. The record is from the annotation of a GenBank genome assembly. NCBI's taxonomy places the organism in Eukaryota, Metazoa, Platyhelminthes, Trematoda, Plagiorchiida, Dicrocoeliidae.
AUGCUCGAUAAUAGGGAAAUUUUCCGCUUAAUUUAUGUCCAACAGCUAUCAUCGCGAUCAGGUUUUGUCAGAAUUUUGGACGGAGGUGAUUGCGGAGCUGAACUCAUUCAUAUUUUCCAUCAGCAAACGCCUUUAGUCAAACGCACAAUCUACGGUACAGCAAACGCAAUGAUAGUUGUCCUCGCAGAACCAGGUGAACACGGCGCUACAUUCAAUGCAACCGUAUCAUUCAAUUCCUUGCCGAGCACGGGUAACACAACAGUUCCUCUACAAGUUUAAUUGCUGCCUACGAGCCUGGCACAACAGCUCCUGGAUGGCUUACCUACUUGAAACAAACGGAUUUAUACUUCUGCAAUCUUCUCUUAGAAUCCUUGUAGACUUGCGAAAAUUAUUUUCGGCAUAUUUCACUUAUGCACUGCAAUAUAUUUUCAUACUUUUUAGUUAAAUACACUCUUUAGUCGAAAA